Messenger RNA from Heterobasidion irregulare TC 32-1, 6963 nucleotides. RefSeq lists its product as uncharacterized. Gene Ontology annotation, cellular component: nuclear RNA-directed RNA polymerase complex. The record is from RefSeq and is a predicted model, not a curated record. Gene Ontology annotation, molecular function: helicase activity; metal ion binding. The transcript has 29 exons. Gene Ontology annotation, biological process: regulatory ncRNA-mediated heterochromatin formation. Lineage: Eukaryota; Fungi; Basidiomycota; Agaricomycetes; Russulales; Bondarzewiaceae. The coding region runs from base 1 to 6963 and encodes 2320 amino acids.
AUGGCCCCUUCAAUACUAUGCCGAUACUACAACACCUCCGGCGGCUGCCGAAACGGUAGCGCGUGCCGCUUUGUCCACUCUCAGCCUUCGGAUAAUCCCUUUGCCACACCGUCCCGCACGCUCACGCCCACGCAGCGCGACGGCGGGGCUCGCGCGCCGCCGGGCGUCUGCACGUCCUUCUGGAACACAGGGCUCUGCCGAUUCGAGUUUGCCUGCCGAUACGAGCACCGGCGCGCACCCGAGGCGGGGGCCGCAGACGGCGACGCCGUGCGCUCGUCGUGGAGAACGGGCCUUGCGUUCCGCUCCGCGGUCACCGCUCCCCCGCCCGCCGCGGACGCCGUCGCACCGCCGUUUCUCACCGAGAGCGGGCUCGCGAAGCUCGUCGGGGCCGGGACGGACGUCUUUUUUGGUGCCGACGACGCGUCGACGACGACGCCCAGCCAGGUACAGGCGGCGCUCCGACAGUUCCUGCACGACGAUUAUCGGUUCGCGACCACCUUCAAUAUCUACGCCUUCGUGGCCGCGCUGAGCAGCGCCCAGAGCACGAACGCGUCGUGGAGUGCUGAAAGUGAGUGUGUGUCACAGGAUAAGGGUUUGCCUAGGAUACGCAACAUGAUCGAAUGGUCCCCGGUGUCUACAAAGGCGGGCCAGAGCAGCACCACCCUCUCUUUCCAGAGAGCGUAUGUGCCGUUGUUAAAGUACCUGUCGUCCGAUUUCGUCGUGAAAAGCACACAGUCUAAAUUCCAAAACGCUCUGUUUCUGUGUGUGCUGGACAAUAUCGAAGCCUUUGCGGAUGUUGUCGAAACAAGCAUGUCGACUAUGAUGAAAGAGCGCUCGUUCCGUGAUCCUGCCUUCACCCGUAUGAAGCCCCCCUUCGGGAACCAGAUAUUGGUCACUUUGGCCAGUCUUCUCUUUGAAUGUCUCACGCGAUUCAAGAAUUCCGUCCAAAUCUACCCACGAUUGAGUUCUCUCGUCGACAAUUUGGACAUGUGGACGGAGGAGUGGGUCAGCGAUGUCGAAUCAACCUUGCCCAAAUUCGAGAGCCCCUUCCAAGACUCUCCGCAGAGCACACGAGACUUCAUCCUCCGAGAGCUCCGGAGGAAGGUCGCGCUAUCUGUGAAUAUUGUCAAGCGCGAACGAGAGCUGGCAGAUCGUUCGAAGCAAGAGCAGAGCCUCCCACAGUUCCCUAUUGCGGGCCCGAGCGAAGGCAUCGUGGCGGCCUUGAGGCAAACAUACGAAGGACCGGGAACGGAGCGCAAGCAGGGGCCCAGACACGAUAACGACUUUGUCGACAUAGACAAAAUCCGGAUCGCCCCGACGCACGACGAACUUGUAUCGCGCAUCCCCCCAUUUUUGCCUGCAAAUAUCUACAAUGCGCCGCAUCCGUACCCUGCCGACAGCAUGCAGCGGCUCCUCGACAUACAGUUCCGGCUGCUUCGAGAAGAACUGACCGCGCCUCUCCGAGCUUCGAUUCAGCUCGUCCUAGACGAUCUGCAGCGCAUGGAUCUGGGAAAUAAAACGCGACUCGGGGAUAUUCUGAAGAAGUGUGGCGGCAAGUAUCGAGGGCCUGCCGAUAGCCAAGAAAGCGUCAUAUUCAACAUCUACACGAACGUCGCUUUCAAGAUCUUGACCCCUGGCCGCCGAGGCAUCACUGUCACGAUGUCUCUGGAUACGCCUCCUGGUCGAGCGCGGUCGGCACGAGCACAGGAGCGGCGGAUGUUCUGGGACGGUGCGGGAGGAAAGCGGCUCAUGCAAGGUGGUCUGGUGGCGUUGGUCUGGCGAUCUGGGAACAACACAUCUAUCAACUUGGGAACCUUGGCCACCUCUGCUCGUGACUUGAGCGAGUCAGCGGCGCGCUCGCCAGAUACAAUCGACGUUCGCGUUGCCUUCUUCGACCCAGAAAUUGAGCUACGCAUCCUUCAGAGCUUGAAGAGCGCUGGGGAUGAACAGCAUGGAGAGCUCAGGUUGCUGGUCGAGUCGCCCGUCUUGUUCGAGGCCAUUCGGCCAUUCUUAGAGGCUCUCCGAGCGGAGCCAACACGGAUUCCAUUUGCGAAAUAUCUUGUCCAUCACCCGCCAGGAUAUCUGAGCACGAUCCGUUCUGAUCCUCCGUUGUAUGCAACAACACCCGGUUUCUCUUAUAACUUAUCGGGGCUGUUCGCCUCCGCGCCGGGUGAAGAGCCGGUUGAUCUUCAGAUGUCGACGGAAGAUCAUUCUGUUGCGCAUGCUCGACGGGCUUUGCGAGAAGGAAGCCGUUUGGAUCCUAGUCAAGCAGAUGCCAUCGUCGACGCUUUGACGCGGGAAGUAGCUUUGAUACAAGGCCCUCCUGGCACGGGUAAAAGCUACACUGGUGUCGAAUUAUUGCGCGUCCUCGUCGCCAACAAAUUGGGGCCCAUCCUCAUGAUCGCCUUCACGAAUCAUGCGCUGGAUCAUAUGCUGUCGUCCGUUUUGGACGCUGGUAUCACAACAAACAUCGUAAGGCUCGGCUCACGGUCAGCGGAUGAACGUCUUUCUCAAUUCUCUAUGGAAACGCGGGAGUUGGCCGCAGGACAGUCCCGUCUCGAUCGCUCAUUCGCUCAACGGCAUCGCGAUCUGAAAGUGAUGCAAGAAGCCGUAACGCAUAGCAUGGAACAGCUUCUCCGUAGCGCCAUUGACCCUGCAGAGAUCAGUCAAAGCCUCGAGUUGAACUAUCCGGAGCAUCACUGUGAACUCGUUUGCCCACCCCGCUGGGUUUCCGCGCUUCAAGAAAUAUCGCUCCAAGCUGACGGUGCCGUGGAUGCCUGGUACGUGGUAGGCCACCAUGGCCGCCAACGUGCAGUGGAUGAUUCGUUGUAUGACUUCUGGGUCAAUGGCAGAGAUCUCGAGUUUCUACGGAGUUUAUCGCUACCAGCUACCCAUCAUACACAAGAGGACGUAGGCCCUGCGAAUAAGUACGCAAUCUUGUCACGCGAGCAUCCCGAGAAUGAGCUUGCUGGCGAUGAAGAUAUAUCUCCAGAGGACUCGGACGAUUCAAGCUCAGAAGACAAUGACAUGGAUGUUGCGCCCGAAGAAGUCUGGAAGAAGUCUUUUGCCCUCGAUGCAAUGCCUCCAGCAGAGGUCACUGCUUCUACAUCUAUCCCUUUUUGGAGAGAUCUUUCAAGGCCAUGGCCUCCGACGCCACCUGCGCAGCCAAGGAGUUUACAGCUUGACAGCUUCCAAGGCAUCACCGAAUUCCUUCGUACUUUCGACCUCCCCACUGUACCUGUCCUUCCUUCGACGACGCGCCCUUUAAGCCAACUUCUUCUCGAUGGCUGUGGCAGAGUAUGGGAUAUGUCACUCAUCGAACGCCAACGUCUGCACAAGUUCUGGGUCGACCAAUUUCGGCCUGAGCUGUUCAGCUCCCGAAUAAACGAAUUCAAGCGAUUAAGAGAACAGCUUGCAGAUGCUCAAAUAAAUCAUGAGGAAGGGAAAGAGGAGUCUAGGAGGCAACUCCUUGCAGAUGUCGAUAUCAUUGGAUGCACAACAACAGGCGCAGCAAAGUUAACUUCUUUGCUACAGGGGAUUGGCCCGCGUAUAGUGCUCGUUGAGGAAGCAGGUCAAGUCUUGGAAGCUCACGUUCUUAGCUCGCUCGUGGGAGGCUCGGUUCUACACUUGAUCAUGAUCGGAGAUCCUCUCCAGCUUCGCCCUACGAUUGCAAAUUACUCUCUGUCCGUCAAUUCAAGAAGGGGCAAUGAAUUGUAUAAGUUCGACCAGUCGUUAAUGGAGAGGCUUGCACUGGCCGGAUUGCCGAUGUCGCCUAUCAACGUCCAACGCCGCAUGCGACCAACGAUAUCGCAUCUCAUCAGGAACACUCUCUACCCUGGACUCAAGGAUCAUGAGAUUGUGACGGAUUACCCACCUAUCCGAGGACUGGCAAAGAGUGUAUUCUUCUUCAACCAUAGCCACGUGGAAAACAAGCAAGGCGAAGAAUCGGAGAGCCGGCAUAACAUAUUCGAGGUUCUCAUGAUCAAGGAUCUUGUCCUUCAUCUACUGCGGCAAGGGUGUUACACAAGCGAUGGGGACAUCGUGGUUCUUUGCGGCUACCUUGGUCAGCUAGCACGAAUGCGAGAUGCCUUUGCCGAUGAAUUCGUGGUUAUGUUGGAUGAACGCGACAAGGUGGCCCUGGAUGACCAGGCUGAAGAUCCGAACGACGAUGCACCCUUCACUCGAAUGGAAGAAGUAAAGCUCACGAGCAGGGUCCGCCUGCGAACUAUCGAUAACUAUCAAGGAGAGGAAGGAAAGAUAGUCAUUCUUUCCCUUGUUCGUAACUCGGGAGCUCCCGAGAGCAAUUUGGAGGGUCUCGAUCGCAACACAAACGAAAAAGCGAACAUCGGAUUUUUGAAGGUGACAUGCGACCAAAACCCAGUUGCUUUGUCGCGUGCACGCGAAGGGCUAAUCAUAUUUGGUAACACGAUAGACCUCAGCUCUCGCAGUCAGAUGUGGCGCUCGAUUAUCGAGGAAUUAGAGAGUCAGGAUGCAGUCGGAGAUGCACUGCCAGUGACUUGCAACAAUCAUCCGCAGGCUGUUGAGUACAUCUCCGAACCUGGCAAGUUGCAACAGGUGUCUCCCGACGGCGGUUGCCUACGUCCGUGCGGCAGACGUCUACAAUGUGGCCAUUUGUGCCCGUACAAGUGCCAUCCGGAUGACCCUCAGCAUAUCCAUGUUAAAUGUUCGCAGUCUUGCGCUCGACUCUGUCUGAAGGGACAUCCGUGUGAUAAGCCAUGCGCUGAGGCCUGCGGAGACUGUAAGUUCCUCCUCUACAGUGUAGAGCUUCCAUGUGGGCACAGUAAAGAAAAUGUACCUUGCCACCUGUCGGACAAGCUAGAGGAUGUCACUUGUGAUGUCUUACUAGAGAAGAUGCUUCCACAUUGCGAGCACACCGUGGCGAUGCGAUGCUCCGAUGACCCGGAAAACUACAGGUGUAAAGCUACGUGCAAGGGUGUGAUGGCUUGCUGUGGGCGGGAUUGUCGGUCGCAAUGUCAUGCAUGCCAGCGUGAGAACCUUCCGACGCUGGGACAAGUUCCGAGGAAACAGCACUGCAAGCAUAGUUGCCAAAAGCCACUUUAUUGCCAGCAUCUCUGCAAGAAUCCAUGCUCGGAAGAACACACGCAUUCUCAAUUUUGUACAGAACCAUGUCGGCAGAUGUGUCCUCAUGCUCGUUGCCAAAAACCAUGCUCCACGCCAUGUGCACCCUGCCUGGAGAGGUGUACUUGGGUCUGCGAACACUUUACUUGUCCAGUUCCGUGCGGCUCGGUCUGUGCAAGACUUCCUUGUGAUACAAGGUGCAAAAGAACACUGCGUUGUGGUCAUCGAUGCCCGUCGGUAUGCGGAGAGCCCUGCGACAUUCAACAGUGCCCCAUAUGUGUGUCGGAAGAGGGCAGCCAAUCCAUUGUCGACCUUGUCAUGCAGAGACCUCUCGCCGACAUUGAUCCGGACUUGGAAACUCUGGACGAGCUCGUCAUCACUCUGCCUCAGUGUAGGCAUGUCUUUACCGUUGAAACCUUGGACGGCCAUUGCGGAAUGACAGAUUACUAUGGACGAGGAAGUGAUUAUGGUCCAUGGCUCAACUGCAAGGAACCUCCCCUGGGCUACAAACAACCUCCGGUGUGUCCAACCUGUCGCACAGCCAUCACGUCACCUCGUUAUGGGCGGAUCUUCAAGCGCGCCGACCUUGAUAUCCUAGAGCGGAAUGUUGCAUCUCAGUUGGCUCAACUGCUCGACGAAUCUCAAGCAGAGAUUGGAAGAGUCUCAACAGAGGACAUAAAGGUCAAUCUGAAGCGCCGCAUUGGAAACAUCCCAACAUCAGAAUCUUCCAUUUCCAAAGCAGCAUCGAAGGCGCGUCGCAAAAACAGGGAUAAAAUACUCAAAGUCUUCCGUGAAACACCCGUCCCCUUGGAAUCAAUCACGCCCACAAACACACAAUACCAUACAAUCCCUGACGCCAUUGGCUCACCAUGGGGGCAAGUGAUUGCGCCGCUUAUGCUUGGCUAUAACAAGGCAUUGAAGGCAGCCUCUACUCGUUCUUCGCACAUCCAAGCAUGGGAAGCAGCCUUCCACAGCAUCUUUGACCAAGAAUCUGAGGCGGUACUGCAGGACCCUGUCCAUGCUCCACGUCGUCCUCGUGAACACGCUAUGCGCAUGGCAAAAAUCAAAGUUGGACAUCCACAGCCGCGAGCGGACAAGCGUUUCAUUGUAGAGGCCUUUUGGAUUACUCUGUCGAUCCGCUUUACUCUUGUUGAGCUUGUACUCUCUUGUGUCAACAGACGCCAAACAGCAUAUUGGGAGGCCUGUGGACUCUACGCUGACUUUUUGCUGGAUUCCUGCGUGAAGGAUGCCCAAAUUGCCCUUGAUAUCGCGCGGGGUUCAGAGGCACAUCGCCAAGUCACGAAGACGUCUCUCUUCAUCAUGCGUGCAAAUUUGGAGAAAUUUCGUUUCCAGGUGGAGAUGUCCCGGGCCAAUAACGUAUUGCUGAAGAUUCGAAGCGAUUUGAGUGACACAGCUGCGAGCAGAGGGGCCGCUGCAAAGCGAUUCAUGGCGCAAGUCAUCAACAGUCACCAUAGGGCAAAACCUUUCGUUCUCGCGGAGAAGAGUUGGCUACAGGAAAACUUUUCGGCAACUGCUCAGGUCAUCAUUGACCAGUGGAGUGAAUUGGAGCGGUCUCUUCGACAGGACGUAUCCUAUCAGCCUGUUUCUCUCGAUGACAAGAUGGAGAUCGUGAGGGCGCUCAACUUUACCCACACCGGCCAUUUCUACAAUUGUCCCAAUGGACAUACCUUUAUUAUCACUGAGUGCGGAGGUGCCACGCAACGAGCUAGUUGCCCAGAGUGUGGGGAAGCGAUUGGCGGAACGAAUCAUGACCUUGAUAGCAGAAAUACCAGAGCGACGGAGUAUGAGGAGUUGCUGCGGCAACAAGGUGCCCAGCGGAGCCCAUUUUCAUGGGGCAACUGA